AACUUAAAAAAGAGGCAGACAUUCAGCGAGAGGCAGUGCUCGUGGGAAGGAGGUGGCUGAGAAGCUGUUAACAGCGGGGGGCAAGCCAGCAAGCAACAUUAACGAGGACAUCGAGUCUGAGAUUUGGCACGUGGUUAGUAGAGAGGGCAUUGAGCCGAUUGGACUUUGUUGUGCUGAGCUCGUGCCAACUGGCAAUCGGGAAUGAGUGCGACACGAAGGACGAACAAUAGGGGACAUCUCUAAGGUGAAGAGGAGUUAGUUCUAUAUGUGAGUACGCCAAGAGAAGGCUGAGUGGUUGAGUUGGGGGGUGGGGGUGGGGUAGGGGGGCUAGAUUUGCGUUUGGCAAAGCCAACAAAAGGAGGUGACCGUUCUCAACCCCCUCGUCGCCCUCUCGUCAAUUCCCAACCAUGGUGGCCAAGGACUGCCCCCACUACACGGGAGGCAAGCGGGGCAUCGGGCUGCUGGAGAGAGAGCACAGCUGCCCACUCAGGGAAACGCCAGAGGAGCCGAGCCACAAAAGAGUUCGCUCCAAGUCUUCGCUCGUGAACCUCAUCUUCCCCGUCAAGACCGCUGCUGCCAAACACUUUGGCCGAUCCUUACAGCGCACGACGAGCGUGCGCUCGGUGGAGCAGCCCCCCGCUCAGCAGAAGACCCCGCCGGGGAAGAGCCCCCCGGCCCUGGUGACGCCGCCUCAAGCGGGGCCCCCGCCUCGCCGCUCCAACAGCCGCCUGUGGAGCGAGACGUUCACGGUGCGCGACGGCGACGCGUUGCCCUCCUCCGAGAUCAAGCGGCAAGAGACCAUUUUCGAGCUUUUCCAAGGUGAACAAGCCCUCAUCGAAGACCUGCAGCUCGCCAAGAAGGCUUACCACGACCCCAUGCUGAAGUUGGGCAUCAUGAACGAGGAAGAAUUAACAAAGAUAUUUGGAGACCUCGACUCGUUUAUUCCACUGCACCAAGACCUGGUCAGACGUCUGGAAGAGGCUCGUGGUCCCGACGGCACCGUGAAGGAAGUGGGACAAACCCUCGUCACGUGGCUGCCGUGCAUCAACGCGUACACCAGCUACUGCGGCAACCAGGUGGCGGCCAAGGCGCUGCUGGACCAGAAGAAGCGCGACCCGCGCGUGCAGGACUUCCUGCAGCGCUGCAUCGAGUCGCCGUUCAGCCGCAAGCUGGAGCUGUGGAGCUUCCUGGACGUGCCGCGCUCGCGCCUCGUCAAGUACCCGCUGCUGCUGCGCGAGAUCGAGCGCCACACGCCCGCGGAGCACCCCGACGUCGACCUGCUGCGCCACGCGACGGAGAUCGUCCGGGGCAUCCUCUCGGAGAUCAACUUGCGCACGGGCGAGUCCGAGUGCUGCUUCUACCGCGAGCGGCUCGAGUUUGUGGACGCGCGGCACCGGGACCCGCGCAUCGCCUCGGCGCGUCUCCUGCACUGCCACGGGGAGCUGCGCAACCAACGUGGCACCAAGCUGCACGUGUUUCUGUUUGACGAGGUGCUGGUGCUCACUCGGCCUGGCGCACGCGGAGAGAGAAGUUUCUACCAGGUGUUCCGGCAGCCGGUCCCCACGGCGGAGCUCCGCCUGGAGGACAUCACGGAGCCAGGGGGAAGAGGCUCCUUCCGUGGACCCUUCGGGCCAAACGAUCGUGGCAAGAACGCGUUCCGCGUGGGCGUGGGGCCCAUGGGCCGAGGCCACACCCUGCAGGCCGACAGCGCCUACAACAAGCGGCGCUGGCUCGCGUGCCUGGGGACCGCCCUGCAUGGACGCGCCCAGGGCACGGGUCCCCCGCCGAGCCCCCCCGAGAUCCCCGCCGACGACAGCGGCCCCCCGACGCCCGGCGAAGCGUACAGCGACGCGGAGGAGGCGCCCGGGUCGGUGCGCUCCGACAUGGAGCUGUCCCUGGGCGGAUUCUCCGACUCGGAGUCCGAGCGGUCCGAAGUGUCCUCCGUCAUGGACACGAGUGAAGUUCUCCACAUGACCUCCUGGCGAGGCCGGGAGGGCCCUGGGUUUCUGGACGAGAUGUCCAGGGACUGCUUAUCUGACCGCGAGGAGGUCUCCAGCGGGCAGGAGGACUGAAGGGAAACGUCCUGUCAAGGGGGUCCUUCACUCCCUCCUCUUCACACGACAUCCUCCUAUUGAAUCAUCACCCGACGACUUUCCACACACAGAGACGAAUGACCAGCAUUGACAACAUUACCGUUGUUGAUCAACGUUGUAUGACAAUAGAAAAAGAGGCCGACGGAUGGUAUGGGUCCUUUUUUUCUGGCUCCUAUAAUACCCCUUUUCCACUGGCACAGCCGAGCCGAGCCAGCGCGGAGCCCUCACGGUACUACGGGUAGCUUCCUCCCACUGGCAAUUUGCCGCGCCGAGCUAGAACCAAACCGUGACCCACUGUAAAUCUAGCUCCGGGGGGCCAAGCAGGGCCAGGGGCAGGGUUAAUCACACGUGCAUUGCGUGCGACGUCAAUCGAUGCAAUUCCAACGCAGCGUCACCGCGGCAUCUGCGCGCGCCUCGACUCGUUUAUUGCGUUAGCGACGUCAGCGGCACGGCUCGGCUACUGCAGUGGAAAAACAACCUGACUCCUUCUCGGCCGCGCCCAGCUGGCUCGGCCUGGCGCAGCUACUGUAAGUUGUCCAGUGGAAAUGAGGUAUUUGCUGUGCGGUGUCGGCAGAAGGUAUUGCCACACCUGAAGUGCCUUCAAUGAUAUUAACCAAGAGGCUCGGAGCGCCCCGCCAACUGCUCUUGGGGUUGUUAGUAAAAUGCUGAUCUACGCAUUCAUAGUCAUGUUUCUUUGUAAUAUUUUAAAUGUUGGAUGUUGGGUACCGUAUUGCUGUGAGUGUUAAAUACAAAGACCGCAAAGCAAUCAAUUGUUCUCUUUAAAAACGCCAGUUCAUCAAAACUUCCAAACGGGCAGCUGGUGUUUUAAAUGACAACGUCUUUGGUUGGAUUUUUAACAAGAGGACUUGUGAGAUGGAAUGCCAUCUCUGUAAUUGUCGUGAAUUACGUUUUUUGUUUUAAUCUCAAUCUCGCUUAAAACAGUUGCUCGCAGUCAUGAAGAGGUUCCUUUUCAGUGACCAAUUACCUCCCUGGUUUAAUUUGCCAGCCUAACUCUAUGGAUUGCCGUGAGCGAGUUCAAUCUUCCGUAGGUGUUGCACUCAUUAUUUUGGGCUACGACAGCCUUUUCGCAUGUUUCGCUACCCACGUUUUAACGAGGGCGGAGGGGAGAGGGAGGGUUCGUGUAGACAUCGGCUAAUUGGAUUCGCCGUUAAAUUGUGGCGGCGUAGUACAACGGACGCAGAUCGCAUACUCCUCUAGACGCUGUGGAUCAUUCGUAACGCCACCGCAAAUGCAAACGCAGUUGUUUCACGGCAGGUUUUUGUCAAUGAAUUUCACCCUUCCACUGUGCUAGUCUGAGUCUAGUUUCUCAUCUGCCAGUUGCACGCAGCGCUAUGGGGGCGGGUUAGAAUGCGAAUGUUUAUCACCGAUGGCAUCACACCUCGCGUGUGAAACGAGGCUCGUAUGGCAUUCGUUUUUUUAGUGCACGAGCCACCAGGGAUGUAUAACCUCACGGUUUCGCGUAGACUUUAACCUUCACGAACAAAGGCUCGUCAAACCUUGGGCAUUUCUCCAAACACCUUAAGCCAUGCAAAUAUAAGUCUAAUAGUGCCACAAAUGCCUGUGCCAAGACCAGGAGCCUAACGAAAUGCAAAACAAGCCAAUCAGACUUUAGCACAGACCGAACGCAUUCCCCCGCGCCAGCAGACGGAGCCAAGAUGAGGCCACGCAGUCCGAUCUCAGUGGAUAUCUGCAGACAAUCAGGAGACUUUUAUUCCACAUUAUUCUUGAUGCCAAACAUCUGGCGCCGGUGCUCACUCGAAUGCGAAGUGCAUACGUGUUUUUUUAUUUUAUUUAUCUCCGCGUUGUUGACAAAUGCUGUACGGGCACAGUGGGCUUUAUUUUAUUUAUUUUUUGUAAUGAAAACUAUUGUGUUGUGGGACGACAUUCAGCCACGUGACAUGUGAUGCCAGUGUUUAUCAAUUAGGGUGCCACUCAGGGUCACACCUCCUGCUCUUAUUCUUUUGCCUGUUAAUCUGAAGUGUUGCGAGUGUCAAGGCAAUCCCUCAAUAUUUCCUGGUUGCUCAACAUCGGCGCUAAAUUCGUUCCGGUCGAUACCCACCGUGGCAUCGAAGCAAAGAGGAGGAGGAGGGGAUCCUGAGCAAACUGUGGAUAUGAAUCGAGUAGAAUAAGAUUCUCAGCUGCUGACUUUUCCACGAAAAGUCACAACUGAAACUUGACUUUUCCGUUUGCGUAUCGAGUGGCACCCUACUUCCUCCAUACAUGGUAUGGAAUAUCAUGUAAUGUGGUUUGUCUCCGCAGUGGCAUUGUCAGCAUUUGCUUUGGUCCAAUAUCCUCCUGCCUUUUUAAUAUGGCAGUUUUAACGACUCUUUGCGAGUUUCCCAAAACGCCCGACAAAUUGGGCGCUUUAAAGCGAUAAUAAUCACGCAGUGCUGGGUGGAAGCAGGUCAGCACAAUAGCCAACUGCAUUGCAACGAGUUACAUUCGAACAGAGAAUAUUUCAGGGAUUCCUAAGGGAAGUGGACACCGCGAUGGUGGUGUGAUGGUGAAGGCUUCUCUAUGCAGGGCAUUGAGCUCCGAUCGAGUAAUCCAUGCCAAACGGAGUAACGAUCAAAGUUCUGCUCGGUCACCCCGGAAGCGUGGAGUUGGCAAAUCCGAUAAUCUAUUCAAUCGAUCGUCAGUUCGAUUGCUCUACUAAACGGUCGACGAGAUAAAAAAACAGUGGGGUAAAUAAAGUUUUACCUCUAUUCCCUGCGUGGGCCACUGAAUGUGGAGGUGAUGGAGUGAGCACCAACAAGGCAUCUGAGCGAGUGGCGUCUUUGUGGCAUGCCAGCGUCGUGAAUAGCUUUGCAAAUGUAUCUUUGGCAUUGAGAGUCAAUAAUUGUUCGUUCGGGGCAUUGGGUUCCAUAUGUAUGUACGUACGUGUGUGCGUUUUUUAAGCUUGUUUGUGCUUAUUAAGAUUCCACUUUCUUGGAAGGGAAAUUGAGCCAAAGGAUUAAUCUUGGUUGAUGUAGAGUAUUCGGUGAUUAAUUAAGUGCAAACCGGCCUGUGUACAAAUACACAAUCCUAUGACGAUAUAGCAGUUGGCAUAUGUACAGGAGCCGUAAAUGAUUUCACUGCUCAUUGAUGCAAUUUAAGAGGGCUGAUUAAUGUGCAGAUAUGAACUGGGUAUGACCACCAGAACCAGAUAUGGCCCAUCACUGAGAACUCAAAACCGUUGAGACCACCACUGGUACAUUUUACAUGUUUACCGAUUAUCUUAGCGCAUUGUGCCUACUUUACGUUCAAAUGGCAAUCCGAAUUUACAAGGUAAUUCAAUCAAAAGCAGUUUUAAAUCGAAAUCAUUGUAUUAUUGACGCAGUAUCUGCGUAAAAUAAGAAAGCAUUGGUUGAAGUAUAAACCUGAAAACAAUUGGUCCUUAAGUACUAGAGGUCACUGAAUAGCCACAUUAUGGUAUUGCACUCCAGUAAUCUUAGCGUUGUGUACCGGCGACAGACAACAUCUACUGUAGCAGAGAUUUUUUCGAAAUCUUGCCUUGAAAUAUAUUAAUCUAGUCAAGAUUUGAGUCUUAAAGUAGAUUUUAAGCUGCAAGUGUAUAUAGUAUCAUUUGGCAUCUGGGGGUUGUUUGCGUAGGGGUUCUGUAGCAUUCACGGAUUAAUCAGAACUCUAUCCUGCAAUUUGGAAAACGUGCCAAAUAGGUCGAAUAAUUACCUUGCCAUGCUACUACUUUGCAGAAGGUCCUCCACUGCAGAGAGCUUUAGAGAGCCCCUCUAGAAGGUAGUGUGGCCUACUCUUCCACUCUGACUUGAGGUUUUGGAUGAAGCGGGACUACCCACACUUUACCCCACCAAAUAUACGACUUGUCGAUCGACACGUCUGCUGAUGGAUAGGCUUCCGCGCCAGUAGAUCGAAUCAAACCGGUGACCUCUGGUUUCGCUGGCCCACCGCACUGCUAACUAACCCUUAGACCACUGCAGCAUCAUUGCCAAAUUAGUAUUCCCUUAACAAAAAAGAAUGAGACUUGGAGAAAAGGAGUAUUAUGGUAUGGGGUGUAUUCGUUGCCAGGUUUUCAGCUGCAUGAGUUAAGAGUCAAGGUAAGACUGAUUAAAAUGAAAUUCCAUUCUCUACCCCUUUGCUGUUUCUCCAGAAGGUGUUUUUUUCAAUGAAAAAUUACAAUGGCAUUUUUGUUUGAUGGCAUAAUCUCAGCUGACAUUGCAAAACCGUGUCGAAAUACUCUUCCGUCAUGCGAUACCAAAUCGUGGUUCAUGUGUUAAGGUCGAUUGAACAAGACUAUUAUAUUUUUUUAUUAUAAGUUGUAUAAUUUGGCGUUGGCACAAACUAAACAUCACGCCUGGUUAAUUUGUCUUAUCAUUGAUAGAGUUCUUUUUAAUGAAAUUUUAUUUUAAUUUCUUUUAAUAUACAGUACUACAAAGGUAAUUAGGUUGUUAGCUCUUAAAUACAUAUUUAAUUUUUUAUUGAUUUCUGAUGGUAUAUUUAAUCAAGCAUGCAGAUACCUGCAGUUUUAAAUUAGCUCGUAAGUUAUUUUCACUUUAUAUAGUAAAAGUACUAUAUAUAUAUAAUGAAUACGUGAGGGUUUUUUUGGUGACAAUUUUCAACCAUACUUAAGACGAUAUUGAGAGAGAAAUGAACAAAGAAUCGUAAGACUGAUAGAAACUGACAAGAACAAGUCUGUGUUGAGUGUUUAUAAUGUUUCAAGGGUUUCCAAUGGAUUUCACAUCUCAUUUUUAUAUACGGUACAACAUAGAUCUGGUCCGCCAGGCACUGACGUACAGGCGGGCACAUGGCAAGGUCAUAUACGUGAACAUCCAUGGAAAAUGACAGCGACACCAUGCAUAUAUACUGCACUGGGAUGUGGGCAGUUCAUUGGUCAGGGAGGAUAUGUGACGUUUAUAAUGUCUGCUUCCCACCUCUUAAGCAGCACCACUGUAUGCAGGGUAACGCGUGUAAAUGUUACCUUGGUUUAAAACUUGACAAAGAGGUUUGGCAGUUUUCGUUGCUUUUUCCCCAUGGUGUGGUGAAUCGAUGUCGUAAAUUGGAUUGUUGGAAGACGUGAAUUAAGGCGGCGUGGCUCAGUUGCCAUAAAGUUGGCGUCGCGAAAAAAGUCAUUGCCUUGAAAUGCAAUUCGCCGAGAAAGACUUGGAAAGUUGGCUGCACAGUAAGAGAACGUGUUGUUCAGGUGGUCUGCGGAUGUUAUAUGGAGGUGCUUGGAGCACCGUUGGUCGGAAAGGAAUGCACUGUACACUCUAUAUGGCAGGUGGUCUCAAGUCCUACAUCGCAAAUGAAAAGGGUGCAGACUCGUACGUGACUGCAUAUUACACUCCAGUCGUAACUCACAACGUGGCUUACUUUCAGCCUGGAGCUGUCUCCAGAGAAUAAUAUCUGCCUCCCAGUACGACUGGUAGUGGAAACGCUUUAAAAUACAGGAGAUCUUCCUUUUCAAAAAUACUAAGACCACCGGUCAUGUAUGUAUGUGUACCGCUGUAUCGUGUAAUGGUAAGGUUUGUCGUGAAUGAAGGUAUUGGGAAAGGGAUGAACAGGACAAAACAAAUGAACGGAAACACCGCUUCAGGUCUGCAUUUAAGUAUUAUUAUUUUUUGCCAAGAAACACAAUUUCACCUCAGAUUAGUUGAGGUUCUAGGGUCAUUAUAGGAAGUGCGUGUCAACAGGCAAAGCUUUACCACCGUCAUAAAACACAACGGAAUUAUCAAACAGUUUAGUUGUAUUUUAGUGUGAAUGCAAAACACUCGGCAUCUACAAAACUGUGCUUAUUUUUACAUGAAAUUACUUCAUGCUGGCCUUUUGCAGUGGUUCCGUGACUUUGUGUCCAAUGGUUAAAAAAAGGUAUUUUGAGAGUACAGCUUUGGUGACUCAGAGGACUGAUGUCACGUUUGUGUGGUAAUGUUUUGGUUGUAAUGUUUUAGGGAAUGUUUAGUUUUUUAGUUAAGAGGGAACGACUUCAAAUGGUCCACACAAGUAGCAGGUGGCUGAUGAGAGGCACCGCGCAUCAAGGUGACUGACUGGGCCAUCGGCCAAACAAUGGAGAGAGGAGGAAAGAAAAUCACCUCUUAAAUUUCAACAACCACGUCUCCACUUUCGGAUGGAAUUCCACCCUCCCCAACCGGCCCCCCUGAUAAACUUAAAAUUUUUCACAACAAAUUCUUUUUCAUCGCCACUCUCGUUACAAAGUGCCCGGUUUUGCUCUCGAUGUACACUGGCUUGGAGCAGUAAUCGCCACGAGGUGCUUGUUCAGUUAUCUCCCCCCCCCCCAGGAGGUGAUUUCAAGAGACAGUCUCGGAAACGAUUUCGAUGGAUUCCUGAAGUCAAAAUUCGAUUCCAAUGUCACAUUAACAACCGCCACGAUUUACAAAGCGUGUUUUAUGACUUUGGCGUCCAUUCUAUCAGCUGAACGAUUCAGCAUGCUGCUGCUGUACAGCGUUGCAGUGGCUGCACGAGUGCAAGUGACUCGUGUGUUUUAUUUUACGAUCGUAGAAAGUGGCCGAGAGAUAGGCGACAAGGUGGCGUCUUGAUUUGUUACUGACUGUGCUUGGGUCGCUUUCUUCUUCUGUAUGGGGCAUGUACAUUUGUAAAGUACACUGUAAAUUGUUACCAAAUAAAAUGUUGUAAAAUCGUAUUUUUGUUUU
Molecule: messenger RNA, 8734 nt
Organism: Lethenteron reissneri (Far Eastern brook lamprey)
Lineage: Eukaryota; Metazoa; Chordata; Hyperoartia; Petromyzontiformes; Petromyzontidae
Product: rho guanine nucleotide exchange factor 3-like
Biological process (GO): positive regulation of Rho protein signal transduction; intracellular signal transduction
Molecular function (GO): guanyl-nucleotide exchange factor activity
Source: RefSeq, a predicted model, not a curated record